AUGGCUCCGCAGCCAGAGAAGAGCCAAUUGAAGCGUCAGCGCGGCUCGCUGCCAGAAGACGAGACAGAGACCAAGAAGCCUCGCAGAACCGAGCGCCUUGCGGUUGACCCAGACAAGACACCUGUUGUUAACAAACAACAUCUUCCAUCCCCUCUCACACACCUUACCGAUGACUCUAGCGAGCUCAACAAGGACUCUACCGUGACUCCUCCGGAAAAGAAGGAAACCGAGAGUACCCCCAAGAAAUCUGAAGACAACUCACAGAGCCAAGCGCUGUCCUCUCCUCCUCAAGACACGCAGCCGUUAAGCCAGUUCGUCGAUCGCCACUCCGCCAUUUCAGAUGAUAUUGAAGAUGAGAUUCGCGAGGGUGUUUGGGGAUACCUUGUUCCUUUGGAUCCGAAGUACGGCGAUAAGCCCAUCGUGUUGAAGAAGCGAAGCGCAUGUCCCCUGCCAGACACAGUUUCCGAUGCGGCGAAGAAGGAGAACAAGAACAACACCAAUGACAAGAACGGCAAGUCGGCGGCGAUGAGAGAUGAAGAGACUUUUGAGAAGAAGAAGGAGAAGGGCGCCCCUUCCGGCGGUUAUCUGAUCGGGCGGCACCCCGAGUGUGAUAUUGUCGUUAACGAUGGCAUUGUAUCGAAUAGACAUUGCCUACUUUUCACUGAAAAUAAGGGCAAUGACACAGUGGCAAUCGUCGAAGACUUGUCAAGCAACGGCACAUACGUCAAUGAGGCCAUUGUGGGACGAAACCAACGUCGUGAGCUGGAGGAGCAGGAUGAGAUUGCGGUCCAUGGCAAGGCGCGCUUCGUCUUCCGGUACCCCCAGACUCGCCAAACCAGCGCUUUCCUACAACAGUAUACUCUUCUCGAGAAACUUGGCAAGGGCCAUUUUGCGGAGGUCUACCUUUGCGUCGAGAAGACAACUGGGCAACGUUUUGCUGUCAAAAUCUUCACAAAGCACCCUGGAGUUGAGGACCGCUCCAAAACGGAGGGCCUGCAACAGGAGAUCGGUGUUCUGAUGGGCGUCAGCCACCCUAAUGUCCUUUGUCUGAAGGACACGUUUAACGAAAGAGAUCGCGUCUAUCUGGUGCUCGAAUUGGCGCCAGAAGGAGAGCUUUUCAACUUCAUCGUGAUGAAGCAGAAGCUCAGCGAAGAUGAGUCCAGGAAGUUGUUCGUGCAACUUUUCCAGGGCAUAAAGUACUUGCACGAACGCAAUAUUGUGCACCGCGACAUCAAACCGGAGAACAUCUUGCUGGUAGAUAAGAAUCUCCACGUGAAGCUUGCAGAUUUCGGGCUGGCCAAGAUCAUCGGAGAGGAAUCAUUCACAACCACUCUAUGUGGCACUCCCAGUUACGUCGCACCAGAAAUCCUCGCCGACUCUAAACAACGCAAGUACACGAAGGCUGUCGACGUCUGGUCAUUGGGAGUCGUUCUUUACAUCUGCUUGUGUGGUUUCCCGCCAUUCUCUGAUGAACUCUACUCGCGCGACUUCCCUUUCACACUUUCGCAACAAAUCAAGAGCGGCCGGUUCGACUAUCCAUCACCUUAUUGGGAUUCCGUUGGAGAUCCAGCUCUUGACUUGAUUGACUCAAUGUUGAUUGUCGAUCCUGAGAAGAGGUACACGAUUGACCAGUGCUUGCAGCACCCCUGGCUCACACAGAGCUCUCCCUCCGUCAACGAUAGCACUGGUGGCUUGGUGGGUGGUAUUGCCAGCCUCCAAGUCCAACGAAGAGCCGCUGCUCGUGAACGAACAUUGUUGUCAUCACUUAACACUGUUGAAGUUACCGCACAACUCGACGCUGGCAAGGACAAGCGACCCGUCAAGGUCUUUGCAAAGAACAAGGGUCGCGUCACAAACUUCUCAAAAGAGUCUGAUCCUGCUUCUCGACGAGCACCAGACGAAUUCAUCGAGAUGGGAGGUAAGGGCGACCAAGAACUAUUCCCGGACGAUGACUCGAGCAUUUACCCCACAGGUGACAAUGGCGAGAAGAUCAAGGCAAGCAAGGCCCAGCGAUAA
Fusarium pseudograminearum CS3096 is the source of this 2016-nucleotide messenger RNA. RefSeq lists its product as uncharacterized. Lineage: Eukaryota; Fungi; Ascomycota; Sordariomycetes; Hypocreales; Nectriaceae. Gene Ontology annotation, cellular component: nucleus. Gene Ontology annotation, molecular function: ATP binding; protein serine/threonine kinase activity; protein binding. The coding region runs from base 1 to 2016 and encodes 671 amino acids. The transcript is spliced from 5 exons. Gene Ontology annotation, biological process: mitotic DNA damage checkpoint signaling; protein phosphorylation. The record is from RefSeq and is a predicted model, not a curated record.